Molecule: messenger RNA, 1248 nt
Organism: Colletotrichum chrysophilum
Lineage: Eukaryota; Fungi; Ascomycota; Sordariomycetes; Glomerellales; Glomerellaceae
Exons: 2
Coding region: 1-1248 (415 amino acids)
Biological process (GO): transmembrane transport
Molecular function (GO): transmembrane transporter activity
Source: RefSeq, a predicted model, not a curated record
AUGGCAGCGCCUCACAUCGAAGAGAAAUCCGGUGACACCCCCGAGGUAGCUGGGUUAAAUGCAUCAGAUUCAUACAAGAAAGACUACCGUUUCUGGGCCAUCUUGUUUGCGCUGUGCAUCACCUCCCUUCUCGCAUCGCUGGAGAAUACAGUCAUUGUCACCUCGCUGCCCACAGUUGUCGAAAAGCUCAACUUUGGAAGCAGCUACGUUUGGGUCGCCAACAUAUUCUUCCUCACGAGGACCUCUACAACUGGGAACAAACUGCGCCGAAUCGACGUGAUUGGCAACGCCAUUCUGAUAACAUCGACAGUGUCCGUUCUCAUUGCUCUUACUUGGGCAGGCGCCGUACAUCCCUGGUCUUCCUACAAGGUCAUCGUCCCCCUGAUUCUCGGUCUAUUGGGUCUCGCUGGCUUCUGCGUCGUCGAAGGAUGCGGAAUAGUCCCAGAGCCAGUGAUGCCUCUCCGCCUGUUCGCCAACCGCACCUCAGCUGUGGUCUAUGCCACGACCUUUCUCAACUCGGCAAUGGUAUACUGGGCAUUCUUCUUUCUCCCUCUCUACUUCCAAGCCGUGAAGCUAUCAACUCCUGCACGGUCCGGCGUGCAGCUACUACCGGUUUGCCUUAUUGCCAUUCCAGGGGCUGCUGUAUCUGCGGUGGUACUCAGCCGCUGGGGAAGAUAUAAAGCCCUCCACAUCUCUGGCUUUGCGCUCCUUGCAGUCGGCUUCGGCGUUUGGACCCUGCUAGACCGACACAGCGACACAGCGGCAUGGGUGUUGGUCCAAGUUGUACCAGCGCUGGGGUCAGGGAUGCUCCUCAACACGCUACUGCCGGCAUUUCAGGCUAGCUUAGAAGAGAAGGACCAGGCGGCAGCAACAGCGAGCUGGUCGUUUAUCCGGAGCUUUGGUCAGAUCUGGGGUGUAGCUAUUCCAGCUGCCAUCUUCAACACCUACACCGCCAAGUUUGCUGAGAUUGUUGAUGACGCUGGGGCGAGGGAUGUGCUGAGACAUGGAGAUGCUUAUGCGAGCGCGACGAAGGUGUUCGUUGAGAGUUUCUCUACACCCGUCAGAGAUCAGAUUAUUGAGGUUUUCACUGAAGCUUUGAGGAAGGUCUUUUUUAUUGCGCUUUCGUUUGCGGGGCUCGCCUUCUUGCUGAGCUUUCUUGAACGAGAAGUCAAGUUGAGGAAGGAAUUGGAGACUGACUUUGGACUUGAGGAGAGGGACCAGACGGAGAAAGGAGUGGUGUCGGUUUAG